AUGAUGAUUCUGUACUUCUUGUUAUUAUCAUUAGCAUUGUUGGUUUUUAUAGUUGAUUUUCUUUAUUACUAUGUAUUUUGUCCAUUUUAUGAGCCAUUGUCAUUGACUGACUUACGAAACGCACAUGUUAUUGUAACUGGUGGUAGCCUUGAUACUGGCUAUUCAUUAGUGAAAUUACUAUUGAAACAAGGUGCCAAUGUAACAAUAUUAGCACGUAAUCAGCAACGUUUAGAUGAAUGUGAGAAAGAAUUACAACCAUAUAUCAUUGAAUGUAGUGGCCGUUUAUGCUGUUUAUCUGUUGAUAUUGGCUCGUCUUAUGAUAAUGUAGAGCAAACAAUACAAAAAGCUUGUAAACAACAAGGACCAAUAACAAUAUUAAUUAACAAUACUGCUAUAUUUUUUGCUAAAACAUUUGAUGAAACAACAAUUGAAGAAUUUGAACAAAUAACAAAGGUUAAUUAUUUAGGUUAA
Messenger RNA from Didymodactylos carnosus, 471 nucleotides. NCBI's taxonomy places the organism in Eukaryota, Metazoa, Rotifera, Eurotatoria, Philodinida, Philodinidae. The record is from the annotation of a GenBank genome assembly.